Populus trichocarpa (black cottonwood) is the source of this 1472-nucleotide messenger RNA. RefSeq lists its product as uncharacterized. Gene Ontology annotation, cellular component: chloroplast thylakoid membrane. NCBI's taxonomy places the organism in Eukaryota, Viridiplantae, Streptophyta, Magnoliopsida, Malpighiales, Salicaceae. The transcript is spliced from 3 exons. The coding region runs from base 612 to 1211 and encodes 199 amino acids. The record is from RefSeq and is a predicted model, not a curated record.
AAUUCUCUUCAUUGCACUGGCUGCAUUAAUCAAUGAGCCGCCAAGUUAACCUUCCGAAUCGGGCAAUUCUUAUAACAAUGAUGAUAGUGUCGUGUCAGCAUAAUAGAGGUGCAGUUUGCCACACUUCCUGGGUGGAGUUUACAGAUUUUAAUAAGCGGGAAUUGGACGGUGGAUUACACGCUUUGUAAAAGAAAGUGGUGGUAGCAAAUCAGCUAAUCUCCUUGGGUUGGUUACAAGGUCAUCCACUCUUCUUCGCACAAGCACAGCUGCUGGACUCACUGAAAUCACGAAACUCUCUGUGUCUAUUACUGAAUGAUACAAGGUCGGGACGUAAAACGGAGGAGACGAUGUCAAUUUCUCUAAAUUCUGCUGUUGGCUUCAACUCAACGCACUUGAAAUAAGGUGAUUUUGCUCGUGAAAGUUCAUUGAAGCUAUUCGUAAAAAAAAGUAACAGCAGCCUUAAUAUCUAUGCACUGGAUUAUUUCAAUUGAUGCGGUUUAGACAUUUUUGGUGACUGUUAUUUCUCGAGAUUAUUUACCGAAGUUUUUCUCCGUUAAAAGCUGCAAACCAAAUACCAUCAUGUGUCUAGACCAAAGGCCGCCUCCUUGGGUAUGCUUGCUUCAAGGAUACAAAUAAAUGGAAGAAGAAGAGGGUUAUUUGUUUCAGCUGUGGAUAAUGAUCGUCUUGUCACAGACACCGGCGUUAAGGGUCAUGGAGGUGCUGAGAGCUCAAUUUAUGACAAUCAGCUGUCAGCAGUGAAUUCCCCAAUUGAGGAUUCUCCAGUAGGAAACAAUGUUGGUGAGGAGUCAGGACCUCAAACCUCUGGAGCUUCCAAUAGCUCAACAAUUUCGGUGGAUAUGAAGUCUAGGCCAAAAAGGUCGCCUCUAACAGCAAGAGAGAGACUAAAGGCUGCGAGAGUUAUCAGCCGUUACACAGAAUCAAAGACAUCAAAAUCAGAGAUGGGCAGGAAAGUAUUGGAUGCCCUGAGAGAGAGUGACAAGGGCAAGAAAAGAUCUGGCCUUCCAGAAGCUCCUGAAAACUUGUUUGAUGACAGCAAGCGAGGGUUGCCAAAGGAGGGAUGGACCUUUCAAUUUCCAGGGGGUUCAGAACUCUUUUUCAUUGUCAUUUCAUUUGUUUUGAUCAGCACAAUAAUGUUUGCAACGACUUAUAUUGUCUGGAAAGUUGGUGCAAUCCAUUUUGAUGAGUAUUAAGGUGGAAUUUGGUGGGAUUCCGCUAUUUAGGUGAGCUACCUCUUCAGAUACAUCCAUAGAAAGAUCACAAACUAUUUGGAUUCAGGUAUUUGCACAAGUUUCUUAUAUUUGUUAGUAAUUUCAUGUCAUUUAGACAAGAUACAUGCAUGAAUGUACAAAGAAUUGCUUGGCUGGCAUUUAUGUAUCAAAGGAAAAUGUAUCAGGAUGCCCUUUUGGUUGUCUUACUCUUACAUGAAUGACAUAGUUUCAAAUUUUAUUUUA